This is a messenger RNA of Caenorhabditis auriculariae, 1015 nucleotides long. The record is from the annotation of a GenBank genome assembly. NCBI's taxonomy places the organism in Eukaryota, Metazoa, Nematoda, Chromadorea, Rhabditida, Rhabditidae.
AUGCGUUCUGACGACAUAUUUCAUGAAACUUAUAUUCGUCCGUGUAUUAUUGAGCUGGUUUCGUGUUGCUCUUUAAGCUUUCUUGGUGAGAAAAUUUCAACAUUUUUCAAAAAAUGUGAAAGGUUUCCCAGGAAAUUUUGCCGGUCAACCCAACAGUUUGAGAACGAUAACAUAUCCGCUUUUAUCGGGACUGGCCUUUUACCUUUCAAGAAGUAUAUUUUCAAGCUCAUCGGCUGCAAUUUUCAACCCCGGUUCUUUGCUACGGAUUGAAUCAUAAUGAAAAAUUUUACAGCGGUUUUAAUUUACCUAGCAGUCAACAAAAGAAUUGAUAGAAUUAGAGCCGUUUCUUUACUUGUCGUACAACCAUUCGGAUUUUGUUUGGGCGAAAUAAUAUUCAGGCUAUUGGUAUGUUGAGUUGAGAGAAAUAUCUGAAUUGAAGUUUUAGGUUUCCAGCACACUUUACGAGGACUACAUAAUCACGUACGAGUUGGUGGUGAGCUCGGGAAACUAUCGAAUUACGAGGCUACAGGUUCGCAAUAAUUAUAUGCUGUUUUCUUACACAGAAUUGACAGGCUUUUGUUCUUGAAGCCGCCCUGACCGGAAUUUUGUGCCUUGCUCAAGCCAAAAAAGAUGGAACAAGCGAAUCGAUUUCGUCAUGUUGGGUAUGGAAUGCUUGCAUAAAAAGAUGGAACAAAAACAAUUUUCAGGCUUUUUUGCAGUUCGUAAGCUACCCAUUGAUGGGUCAGUCUUGCAAUGUCUCUCUCAUAAUCACCAAAUCUCUCAUUUACCAAAUACUUUCUCCACUGAGAGCUUCUUCCAUGGGUUUACUAUAUCUUAAUGUUCUCAAUGCCUUAAUGGGCGUUUUGAUUGCGUUAAUCGUCAAAAUGUGAGUUACCUUCGAAACUUUUCAAUCAUCUUAAUAUUCUUCAGUGGUGUACAAUGUAACGAAAAGAAGCUGGUGAACCUAUACGCAAACGAAGAAGAAGCGCCUAAUCGUUUUGGAAACAAAUCAUAA